UCUCCCCGCCACUGCAAGUUCCGCCUCCUCUGAAUCUAGCGCCACCUCCACCAAUUCCUCCGCUAAAUUUGGAGGAGCCGCUUGUUUCUUUCUCUAGCACCAAACCCUAGUUUCAAGUUCGAAAUCUCUAGUGUCACUAGUAGAGUGCUUCCACAACUUGUUCCUCCUUGUGCAAAAGAGCACGGCUUCUCCCUCCUCGGCGGUGCCACUGCUAAGUUUAGCGGAGGUAGGCGUUCUUUACAUUUUCAAAGGCUACCCAUCAUAUCGAACCUCGAAGAUCAUCUCCACAUUGUCUUCCCAUUCUACCACUUCCAUCACCAGCUCUAGCAUUUUCUAGAUUCUAUUUUCACCAGAAUCGCCAAAUUUUGCUGCAAGGGGCCGCCGAAUUUAGCUGGUCUCUAGAAUGGGGAACGCGGACUUGGUGUACGCUCAACAGGCGACUGCCAAAGAGUGCAUCCACAAAGUAGCAGUUCCACAACCUAAGCCCUUCGUCUCGAAGUUCAUGUCCUCCCUCAAAGAGACCUUAUUCCCCGAUGACCCCUUUCGCCAGUUCAAGAGCCAGCCUCUAGCUCGGCGCCUUGUGCUCGGCCUGCAAUUCUUCUUCCCCAUACUUGAAUGGGCACCAAGCUACAACUUUGCCUUCUUCAAAGCCGACCUCAUAGCCGGAAUCACCAUUGCUAGCCUUGCUAUCCCUCAAGGCAUUAGCUAUGCCAAGCUUGCUAAUCUGCCCCCUAUACUUGGCCUCUAUUCGAGUUUUGUGCCACCUCUUGUUUAUGCGUUGAUGGGGAGCUCGAAAGACUUGGCAGUUGGGACGGUGGCAGUGGGUUCAUUGCUUCUGGGGUCAAUGUUGAGUAAGGAUGUCACCCCUGCUGAGAACCCGACUUUAUAUCUCCACCUUGCUUUUACGGCCACCUUCUUUGCUGGUCUUUUCCAGACUGCUUUGGGUCUCAUAAGGUUGGGAUUUAUUGUGGACUUUCUCUCUCAUGCCACAAUUGUUGGGUUCAUGGGUGGGGCUGCAACAGUGGUGUGCCUUCAACAACUGAAAGGGAUAUUGGGUCUUCAACACUUCACAACGGGCACUGAUUUGGUCACAGUCAUGCGCUCUGUUUUUACCCAAACUCACGAGUGGAGAUGGGAGAGCGCUGUUCUGGGCUGUUGCUUCCUGUUCUUCCUCCUCCUCACCCGCUACUUUAGCAAGAGAAAGCCGAGGUUCUUCUGGAUUUCAGCAGCUGCACCGCUGACCUCAGUCAUAUUGGGAAGUGCUCUCGUUUAUCUCACUCACGCCGAAAAGCAUGGUGUCCAAGUGAUUGGGCACUUAAAGAAAGGUUUAAAUCCCGAAUCAAUUUCUCAUUUCACUUUCCAGCCCGAGCAUAUGAUGAUUGCCCUCAAGGCUGGAAUAGUUACUGGCAUGAUCGUGCUAGCGGAAGGAAUUGCAGUAGGGAGAAGCUUUGCUGCGUUCAAAAACUACCACAUAGAUGGCAACAAGGAGAUGAUUGCUUUUGGGAUGAUGAAUAUCGCUGGUUCAUGCACCUCUUGUUACUUAACCACAGGGCCGUUUUCUCGAUCGGCUGUGAACUUCAACGCGGGGUGCAAGACAGCAGUGUCAAACAUAGUGAUGGCAAUCGCAGUGAUGAUAACUCUCCUCUUUCUCACUCCUCUGUUUCACUACACGCCCCUCGUCGUUCUCUCCUCCAUCAUAAUCUCCGCCAUGCUCGGGAUUAUCGACUACGACGCUGCCAUCCAUCUCUACAAGGUUGAUAAGGUCGACUUUUGUGUGUGCAUGGGCGCCUUCCUUGGAGUCGUUUUUGGGAGUGUUGAGAUAGGUCUUGUUAUAGCUGUUGCUGUUUCAUUGCUGAGAGUUCUAUUGUUCAUAGCUAGGCCUCGUACAUCGGUGCUCGGAAACAUACCAAACUCCACAAUUUACAGGAAUGUUGAGCAAUAUCCGGUGGCCAAAAGCGUGCCUGGGAUCCUAAUCUUGAGGAUUGACUCCCCCAUUUAUUUUGCAAAUUCAAGCUAUUUGAGAGAGAGGAUUGCAAGAUGGGUGGACGAUGAGCAAGAUAGACUCAAAUUGAGAGGAGAGUACAGCUUACAGUAUGUGAUCCUCGACAUGAGCGCCGCUAGUUGCAUUGACACGAGCGGCAUCAGCAUGCUGGAGGAAGUCAAGAAGAACGUAGAGAGGCGAGGCCUUCAGCUCGCCUUAGCUAACCCAGGAAGCGAAGUGAUGGAGAAACUCACAAAGUCGAAGUUCAUUGAGGCGAUUGGCCUGGAGUGGAUAUAUCUGACGGUAGGGGAGGCGGUGGCCGCUUGCAAUUACAUGCUUCACAGGCAGAAACCUUCAAGAGGAUCCAACGAUGUCGAAGCCGGCAGCGCCGAGGUCUGACUUGUCCAAGCGGCCUGAUACCCCUAUAAAUCCGGCUUUAAUUAUCGGAUUUAUGUGCAUCUUUGUGAGAGAGAGCACCACUAGGGCUAAUGUAGAUCCAACGUAUGUUGGCUCUUGUAAGGAAUUGGGGUGUAUUAUGAUCUUGAUUAAUAACUUCUAAUGUAAUAUGGAGUGGCUCUUGUCUAAUUUUCAAAAAUGAAGAGGAAAGUGUAUAUGUUUUAAGGGCUAUACUCUUAACUCUUAAAUUGUCCGCUUUACUUUUA
Amborella trichopoda is the source of this 2643-nucleotide messenger RNA. RefSeq names its product sulfate transporter 3.1. Gene Ontology annotation, cellular component: membrane. NCBI's taxonomy places the organism in Eukaryota, Viridiplantae, Streptophyta, Magnoliopsida, Amborellales, Amborellaceae. Gene Ontology annotation, biological process: sulfate transmembrane transport. The record is from RefSeq and is a predicted model, not a curated record. Gene Ontology annotation, molecular function: secondary active sulfate transmembrane transporter activity.